AUGGAUAUUACAAUACUCAUCUGUCUAAUUUUGGGAACAUUUUUCACCAACAUAGCUUCGGCAGAGAAAAUUCUGCGUUACAUGCCCACCGAGUACAAAUUAUGGAGUGACAAUGUCGUUCUUAAUUACACAUUUUCCAUGGAUCCCAACGUUCCAUAUGUCAAUGUCACUGCAAAAGUUUUACAAGAAAUCAAACAGUUGGACAUUCAUGCAACUGGUGCAAUAGUUGGCAAAAACGAUCCUUCAUAUUUCUUCAGUUACAAUACAACCUACAGUGUUUGUGACUUGUUGGCUUGGAAGAGUUCAUCACCAAUUGGAAUGUUUGUAUUCCAAUAUAUUAAGGAAUAUGGAAGUCUACCUGACAGUUGUCCAAUUGCAAAGGGUGAAUAUGGAUUCCAUAAUAUUUGGCUUCCAGAAGAUCCUCUUACAGCCACUCUUCCAGAAAUUGAUUUUAACGUUAACAUUCAAGCAAUUGCUACCACUGUUGAUGGUUCAGCUGUCAAAAAAGUCAUCUUAAAUGACUUUUGGAAAGGUGAAGGACGUGUCAUAGAUGUGCCUACAGUGAAAAAGAGUGUUCUAUCUUACAUUCCAAAGGUUUCUGCAAUGGGUUAA
Episyrphus balteatus (marmalade hoverfly) is the source of this 612-nucleotide messenger RNA. RefSeq lists its product as uncharacterized. The transcript is spliced from 3 exons. The record is from RefSeq and is a predicted model, not a curated record. Bases 1 to 612 code for a protein of 203 amino acids. Lineage: Eukaryota; Metazoa; Arthropoda; Insecta; Diptera; Syrphidae.